AUGGAAGAACCCUUCGCCGAUACGAUGGAGAUGGCAUCCCCCUACACUGGCCAUGUCGAUGACUUCGAAAUAGACAUCGACAUCAUGGAGGACCAUCCUGUGACUGCCGACAUCGAUUUUGACGUCCAGGAUGCAUCUCCUGCGGCAGGAGAGCAACCACAUGAUGCCGAUAUGAUGGACGACGUGCCUGAAGUGACAGUGACGAACACGUCACAAUAUGACACGCAAACACGUUUACAAAAUAAUGACACAUUCUAUUCCGCCCAAGAAACGUAUGAGUCUGAAAUGGUCGACGAUGAAAUUGAAGUGGCAGGUGACGCCCUCAUCGUGAAUACCGAGACAGCACCGGCCGUAGAAAGACCCAACGAAGAAAAUGGUUCUGCGCCUCAUGACGCUCCCGAAUUUUUGGAUGUCCAGGACAACCAAGAUGCAGGCUCUGGAGAUAGUUCGAAUAUCGAAAAUGGUGGCGAUCGCGUGCUCGAUGAAUCAAAAGAAUCUGACUAUCAGGAUGAGACUACACGCCUUCAGCCUUUGACUAACAACACACAUGAACAAGCGGAUCAACUACACGCUGGUGCCGACCUAGCUCAGCCAGCAGAUCAUACUGAGCAUAAAGUCGACUCCGUUGUAGAUGAAGUCGAAGUAGACGCCACAAAAGCUUCCGAAGAGGAGGCAAUUCUAGCGAAUGAUAAUCACGCAGACUAUGAGGUAGUUCCAGCUGGACCUCGCUCUCCAGAAACGGCACAUGUUUCGGAAAAGAAAGAAAAUAGGGAUUUUCUCCAUUCUGUUAAAGAUGAGGACCUGGCGUACGAAGGCAUGGAUCGCCUUCUAGGCGAAUGUCGUACCAUCCUUGGGGAUCAUACUUCUGAUUCGGAAUCAUUGGUUUUUAACGUUGAGUCGCUUGGCAUUCAAUUAAGCGAGGAUAAUAUUUUUACAAAAAAGGUGACACUUUCGCAGCUCGUAGAACUAUACGUCAAUCUCUGUCGUAACGAAGGUGUUGGACAGCCCGAACCGCUGUAUCUGACACUGAACACAAGACCUAACCUGGCAGCAGAGGUUUCGACUUUGCUGAAAGCGGUGGAAGAAGGGAAAGGAAUAUCGGAAAUACAGAGAUGGGACGAAUACGAACAGCAAAAUACUGAACAGCUCGGCGACCCUCACCAUACAAUUUCGUCCCAACUGCUAGCCAAUGAGGAUGACGACGACGAAGAUGAAGGAAAGGCUCGUGCAGACGAUAAUGGAUUGUCCGAGGACGAGAAGGCUGAACAGACGGCUGUGACUGAUUUCGACGAUCAAGAUGACGGAAAAUUUGAAGAGGACGUAGGAAAUGUUGGAGCAAUUGAUGCCACACCUAACCAGGCAGUCUCGAACGAUCCUGAAUUGGAACACAAGGAGCAAGAUGAAGUAGACUCAAAUACCAUCGAACACGAGUAUGAAACGGCAAAACAGGAAUCCCGGCAAGAAGGUCAAUACGACUUUGAAGACCACAGUGACUCUACUGGCACGUUGACACAAGCUCCGCCAGAGCAGCCUGAUGAUCAGCAACCCGAACUGUCGAAUGAACCACAGCAAGUCGAUGACAAUAACGCCGAGACCGGCUUUGGCGAUUAUGACAAUGCAGAUUUUGCUGCGCAAGGCGAAGUUGACAGCGACCUAAGAGAUCUUGUUUCUGCACAACUUGAAGAACAAGCAAAAUUUGAUGCAGAAACUAGCCCUGACGAAAUCAACUAUAGUACGCAUGCCAAUGCAGAAUUUAAUCCUCUGCUAACUAGCAAUGCUGACGAAGGCGUUGCGGAUGAGAGUUACGAAGAGUAUGUUGAGGAAGAUGGAGAAAAUGCCGGUGAAGGAGACUACGAAGCAGAUACCGGUGGAGCAGGUUAUGAAGAAGAUAUUGAUGAGGAGUAUUAUGACGAAGAGGAAGGGGAUUACGGGGAUGAACCUGAAGAAGAAACUUCUAAAAAUCCUGUUCCGCAGCCAGAACAAGCUGAGGAUUCUAACACAGUCCAAUACGAUGUUCUAGUAGAGUCUAAUGAAGAAAACAGACCGCUAGCUCUCUCGGAAGCGAAUGAUGAGCAGCCAGAUGAUUUGUAUGAUACGAAGGAAAUAGCCGAACCUGAAAACCGUGCCUCUGAGAGUGUUCGAUCGACUGCGGGCCUCCCAGAUGAUGGUUUGGGCUUGGAUGAAGAUAUCUUCGCCGACCAAGAAGAGUACGUGCAGGAAACGACUGCAGACCAGCCUACAGCAAUCAGCCUCAACGAUUCCACCAACGAUGGUCUUGAUGACCUACAAUUUGAGGACGACUACGAAGAUGCCGAGGAGAACAUAACCGAGAGCACUGCGCCGGAUACGAAUCCUCUGGAGCGCCAAGAGUCCAGCACCGGGAAACGUGCUCGUGCGUCAGAAGACGAUGAUGGCGACUUUACAAAUGCAUCAACUUCAGACGCAAAACGGACCCGAUCAUCCUAA
Talaromyces proteolyticus is the source of this 2466-nucleotide messenger RNA. RefSeq lists its product as uncharacterized. The record is from RefSeq and is a predicted model, not a curated record. Bases 1 to 2466 code for a protein of 821 amino acids. The transcript is spliced from 3 exons. NCBI's taxonomy places the organism in Eukaryota, Fungi, Ascomycota, Eurotiomycetes, Eurotiales, Trichocomaceae.